Scophthalmus maximus (turbot) is the source of this 3346-nucleotide messenger RNA. It is a transcript of the gene prdm5, whose product is annotated as PR domain containing 5. The record is from RefSeq and is a predicted model, not a curated record. The transcript is spliced from 16 exons. Lineage: Eukaryota; Metazoa; Chordata; Actinopteri; Pleuronectiformes; Scophthalmidae. Bases 154 to 2049 code for a protein of 631 amino acids. Gene Ontology annotation, molecular function: protein binding; transcription cis-regulatory region binding.
GACCAAUCAGGACGCGGCUCCGCUUUCCUGCAGCCGGAGCCGCAGAAGUUCAACCUGGAGCCCCGCUCCGCGACGAGGAAAAAACCCCAAUCUGCUCCAAAUUCAAAACUGACAAUGCGCGUCGGCUGUCACUGAACGAAGCGUUCCCGAGCAAUGACAAUGUUGGGCAUGUACGUGCCGGACAGAUUUUCCCUGAAGUCGUCAAGGGUCCAGGAUGGAAUCGGUCUCUACACGGCGAGGCGAGUGAAAAAGGGAGAAAAGUUUGGCCCCUUUGCAGGUGAGAAAAAGCUGCCCAGUGAGCUGGACGAAAGCUCGGACACCAGGCUGAUGUGGGAGGUCCGUGGCAGUAAAGGAGAUGUUCUGUACAUUCUGGAUGCGAGUAACCCGCGCUAUGCCAACUGGCUGCGGUUUGUCCAUCAGGCGCCUUCACAGGAGCAGAAGAACCUGGCAGCCAUACAGGAUGGAGAAAACAUCUUCUACCUGGCUGUGGACGACAUAGAGACGGAUACAGAGCUCCUCAUAGGCUACCUGGACAGUGACAUGGAGGAAGAGGAGGAGGAAGAGGAGGAGGAGAUUGUCAAAGAUGACGACGAAAACAGUAAAGACGCCAAGCAUCUCGUUGAAAUGGAGCUGGUAAUAAAGAAGGAGGACCACCCCUGCUUGCUGUGUGAGAGCAGUUUUCCCAGUGAGGAGAUCCUGGCCGCCCACCUCCAGAGUCUGCACCAGAGGCCCAGCACAGAGGAGAAGGAGUUCAAGUGCAGGAGCUGUGGCAAGAAGUUCCCCAUCAAACAAGCUCUGCAGCGCCACGUUUUGCAUUGUUCUGAGUCACUGGAUCCAUCGGGCGACUCCAAGGCUCACCAGUGCUCCUUGUGCCACAACACGUUCGGCUCAGAAUCAAGUUUUGAACAGCAUAAGGAAGCGUGCAAAGGCGAUGCCAGGUUCAUCUGUAAAGCGGAGAGCUGCGGUAAAAGAUUCAAGAGCAAGGACGCCCUGAAGAAGCACAAAGGGAAUGUUCACACAGGCAGUGCACGGCGGAAACUCACAUGCACCAUAUGCAACAGGAAAUGCUCGUCCUCUCUGAAUCUACAAGAACACAGAAAGGUACAUGAAAUAUUUGACUGCCACGCGUGCGAUAAAAAGUUCAUUUCCACGAAUCAGCUGAAACGCCACAUGAUCACACACUCGGAGAAGCGACCGUACACCUGUGAGGUCUGCAGCCGUUCGUUCAAGCGCCUGGAUCAGGUGACGGCUCAUAAGAUCAUCCACAGCGAGGACAAACCAUACAAAUGUAAGCUGUGCGGGAAGGAGUUUGCUCACCGCAACGUCUACAAGAAUCAUAAGAAGACCCACUCGGAGGAGAGGCCCUUCCAGUGUGAGGAGUGCAAAGCUCUGUUCCGCACGCCCUUCUCCCUACAGCGCCAUCUACUCAUCCACAAUAGUGAGAGGACAUUCAAGUGUGACCAGUGCGACGCGACCUUCAAGAGGAAGGACACGCUCAACGUCCACAUCCAGGUGGUACACGACGGCCACAAGAAGUAUAAGUGCGACCUGUGUGAGAAGGCGUUUGUCACUCCGUCGGUCCUCAAGAGCCACAAGAAGACACACACGGGGGAGAAGGAGAAGAUCUGCCCGUACUGUGGACAAAAGUUUGCCAGCAACGGCACGCUAAGGGUCCACAUCCGAAGCCAUACGGGUGAGCGUCCGUACCAGUGCCCUUACUGUGACAAAGCAUUCAGCAAGAACGACGGCCUGAAGAUGCACAUCCGCACACACACUCGAGAGAAGCCGUAUAAAUGCAGCGAGUGUAACAAAGCCUUCAGCCAGAAGAGAGGGCUGGAUGAGCACAUGAGGACCCACACAGGAGAGAAACCUUUCCAGUGUGACGUGUGUGACCUGUCAUUCAGCUUGAAGAAGAUGCUCAGCAGGCAUAAGCUGACGCACAACCCUAACCGGCCCAUGGCCGAGUGCCAGCUGUGCCACAAGAAGUUCACCAGGAACGACUACCUCAAAGUGCACAUGGAGAACGUCCACGGGGAGACGGAGAGCUAGAGGCGACUGUUGAAGCACUGGCUGGAAAAGUAUCCGAUAUCGGCUGCUUCGUGCCGCCAGUUUGUCCUUUGCGUACUGUACACACAGACGGAUUGAUAGCAGAAAUGUUCUUGUUACAGAUACAUACAUGUAGAAUAUGGGAAUCAUUAGGGAGAGCAUUUUGAAUUUGAAAACAAAGACUUGUACAUUCGUGUUUUUUUUUCUUUUUUUUGUCGUACUGUUUAGUUACUGUUUUGGAUAUUUGAGCAAACAAAGUUCCUGUUUAUGUUUGAUCUGCCUCCAAAGAGCUGUGUCUGCUCACAGGGGAAAUGAAACGUCUGACAUUUCACUCGCAGUUUUUCUGACUUCUAACCAGUGUUACUGUUUGUACCGCUACAACCUGACCUCUUUCACUGUAGUGUUUACUGAAUACCUUACUGUAAGUCUAUGGCCAGUUGCCAAGUUUUAAAAAAGAAAGACAGAAAAAAGCCUGCGACCAUAGAUCUUUUAGUGCACUUUUUGUACACUUUAUACAUGUUUACAUCUCUUACAUUUUACAGAUGUCCUUCAGUGAUCAGACAUGUUCACUAUUCACCUCCGGGGAAUACAUGUUGCUCCAUUUAUGAAUUUAAAAUAUCACCUUUUUGAUGUAUUCAAAUAAAGGGAUGGUAAGAAGCUGGAGACGGAGAAGUGAACCUCUGGAAACCCAGAAACAGCUCACAAAUAAAUGUUUUUAAGAAAUACUGUCCUUUCAUGCUCCCUUUUACCGUAAAAAAAAAAAGAGCUGCAUGAUUUGUCGCAUCAAGCAAUGACUGAUGGGGGGGGGAAAUGUAAUACAAGACUGGAGGUCCCCAAAAAAGGAAUUUCAAAAGACCCCCAUGUUCGGUUGUUCUCUUGAAAUUCUCUUGAAAACCAAGGUUUGGUCUAUAGUAUUUUUAGUUCUGAUUUGGGGGGUAACUGUGUGGCCUUACAGUGCAUCAUUAACUCAAAGUGACUGGGCUCACCUCUUCCUUUCUUGUCCCAUCACCUGUUGUGUGAAGAUCAGUUGUGCUUCUGUCCCCCUUUAAACAGGGACAAAAAGAAACUCCAAAGUACUGUUUGUUGAUAAAUUGUUGAGUGUUUUUGUUUGAAUCGGUGAUAUUGGGACGUGUUUACAUUAGUCUUUAUUAAAGAUAGUGCUGCAUAGUUAUUUAAGUGCAGCUAUGUCCCUAUUCAUUUGACUCCUCGCUUACUGGCCCCUCGUUCCUCCAGCUGUUUAUUCUGCGUCUCUUGACUGUGAAUUGUCACUUCACACUUUUCUAUUUUGAAAUGUAUAAAA